Molecule: messenger RNA, 415 nt
Organism: Psammomys obesus (fat sand rat)
Lineage: Eukaryota; Metazoa; Chordata; Mammalia; Rodentia; Muridae
Product: cystatin-12-like
Exons: 3
Coding region: 1-387 (128 amino acids)
Molecular function (GO): cysteine-type endopeptidase inhibitor activity
Source: RefSeq, a predicted model, not a curated record
AUGUUGUGGAAGGUGGACCUUGUUAUGGGGCUCAUUGUGCUGGCAAUUCAUGAUUGCAACCUCAAAUUUAUAGAUAUUCACAAAGACAAUGAUCGUUUUAUCAUUUCUGUGGAGCAUGUUUUGCACCACUUCAAUGAAAACCACGAUGAUGAUUUUGCCUACAAGUUACUGAGAGUCUGGAGAAGUCAGCGUGAGAGAUAUGCAUUCAUAUAUUUAGUAGACCUGGAGAUGGGCCGCACAACUUGUGGGAAACAUGAUGAAGACAUUGACAAUUGCCCAUUGCAGGAAGGCCAAGAAGAGAAAAAGGUACGCUGCACUUAUAUUUUGAAGAAUAUAGUAUGGGUGACGCAGUUUGUCGUCUUGAACAGCACCUGCGCACAGAGUUAAGUGGGGCAGCAGUCUCUGUGUAACUGCA